AUGUCUCCAAGCAACACCAUCUUGCGGGGGUUCCUCGUAUCCCAGCUUUGUGUGGGUGUCAUAGGGAACUCACUGCUCUUCAUGCUGUAUGUGUACAGCUUCUUAGUCAGAUCCCGCUUUAGCAGACCUAUCAAUCCCAUUUUCAUGCACCUGGUGGUUGUCAACAUGUUGACAGUCAUAUUUGCUAUGAUAUCAUAUAUCAUGUCAUCCUUUGGAGUCAGACACUUUCUGGAUGAUGCCGGCUGUAAGGCAGUUUUAUAUGUGUUCAGAGUCACCCGGGGUUUGUCCAUCUGCACUACCUCCAUUCUAAGCACGUUCCAAGCCAUCACCAUCAUUCCCAGUAACUCUAAGUGGGCAUGGCUUAAGCCUAAACUCUCUACAUGGACUUGUUGCUCCUUCCUGUUUUCCUGGCUCAUCAACUUGCUCAUAUAUGUGCACGUCAUUGAGACUGUGGUAGCAAAAAUCAAUUACACUGAUGUUGGUGAUGGAUAUUAUCAUGUUUACUGUGAAAUAAGACUAAGCGAUUCCCGCACUAAGGAAUUAUUCCUGGGUGUUAUCAUAACAGGAGACGUUCUCUUUAUGAUCAUCAUGAUGUUGACCAGUUUCUACAUGGUGACUCUCCUUUACAAACAUCGCAAGGGAGCCCAGUAUCUCCGUAGCCAAAGCCUCUCCAGCCAGCAAUCUCCUGAGCUCAGAGCCACUCACAGCAUCUUGCUGAUGAUGAGCUGUUUUGUGAUCUUUUACUGGUUGAACAAUUUCAUCACCCUUUAUGGGUUUUAUUCACAUGAAAGAAUACCAACAUUGGGGAUAAUUGUUGUAAUUGUGUCGUCGUUCUACCCCACUCUCUGCCCAUUUCUACUAAUGAGCAAUAAUAAAAUAAUUUCCCAGUUUAUUUAUUCUUUAUCAAUACUGAGAAUUACCUGUUUUCAAAGAGCAUUUGGUGGAUGA
This is a messenger RNA of Chionomys nivalis (European snow vole), 948 nucleotides long. RefSeq names its product vomeronasal type-1 receptor 90-like. Gene Ontology annotation, biological process: G protein-coupled receptor signaling pathway. The coding region runs from base 1 to 948 and encodes 315 amino acids. Lineage: Eukaryota; Metazoa; Chordata; Mammalia; Rodentia; Cricetidae. Gene Ontology annotation, cellular component: membrane. Gene Ontology annotation, molecular function: pheromone receptor activity. The transcript has a single exon. The record is from RefSeq and is a predicted model, not a curated record.